GUGGUUGAGCUAGUAUUCAAAUAACUAUAUUGAUAAAAGCGCUGGUUUCUUCUGGAACACAAAAAAUGGUUGCUAAUAUUGGGCUUAAAGUUGCGGGAGCUAUCCUUGUUGGAACUCUAGCAUCAAGUUAUCAUUCGUCAGUGGCAUGCUUAUCGACUUCUACUUUAUCCUCAAGGAAUCAAGCUUGCAUGAAUGCUGGUGAAGAUGUAACCCUCUUUGAUUUCACUGAUUCUAAUGCUGAUGUCAGUAAUUGGAUUGAAUCAUCUGACACAGUACGCCAGCCAGGAAUGUCAAAGGCUACAAUUCUGCUUCAGAAGGCACAACUCUUUCAGCGAGCAAUUUUCUUUGCUCUGCUCAAUCCUCAGCCCAAUGGAGCAGGAUUUGCUGGAGUUCGUACAGCAGUGGACUUUGAUUUGUCUGGUUUCUCUUCCAUAAGAAUGAAAAUAAGAGGACAAGGUCAAGCAACUAAUUUCAAAAUCAUUCUUAAGCAUCAUGGUGAAGUGGGUGAUGGAUCUCCAAGCUAUGAACAAUUUUUCACUGCUACAAAUGAAUUUCAAGAGCUAAAUCUACCACUUAACAAAUUCCAACCCUAUUGGAGAGGCCAACCAUUGCAGAAUGCAGAACCUCUAGAUAGCACCAACAUAACCAGUUUUGGCUUUCAAUACUAUGGUGGAGUUUAUGAAGAGCAUAAACAGUCUGGACCAGCAACUUUAGAAAUUGAUUGGGUUAAGGGAUCCAUUUAGAUUUGAAAAUUAUCAAAGAAAAACAAUGCUGUCUCAUUGCCAUUUUUCCAAUGUAAUGUGACAAUUGCAACAUCCAAAUUAUUUUGCGCAGAUCCAGCGCACUUGUUAUUUUUCAAGUUUAAAAUACAUUUUUUAACAAUCAA
This is a messenger RNA of Daphnia pulex (common water flea), 886 nucleotides long. RefSeq lists its product as uncharacterized. The record is from RefSeq and is a predicted model, not a curated record. The transcript is spliced from 3 exons. Gene Ontology annotation, biological process: NADH dehydrogenase complex assembly. NCBI's taxonomy places the organism in Eukaryota, Metazoa, Arthropoda, Branchiopoda, Diplostraca, Daphniidae. Bases 66 to 743 code for a protein of 225 amino acids.